This is a messenger RNA of Closterium sp. NIES-67, 3031 nucleotides long. NCBI's taxonomy places the organism in Eukaryota, Viridiplantae, Streptophyta, Zygnematophyceae, Desmidiales, Closteriaceae. The record is from the annotation of a GenBank genome assembly.
AUUCUCUGCAACGAUGCUACCCAACUGGGACGAUACAGGAGAUAUCCCGGUGGAGACACUCGCACGAUUCGAGAAGGACGUGAAGCGAACCGACACAUGGUUCCUAGCAAUAGCAACAGAGGCGGAGAACGACAGGGAGAGAACCUCAGAACCUCCAGGAAAGAUCAAGGAAUUAUUGAAGGAGUUCCAAGAUAUUCUUCUGGACGAUCUUCCGAAUGAGCUACUGCCAUACCGAACGCAUCAACACGAGAUCGUGGAGGAACCGGGUUCGAAGCCGACCUUCCGAGCACCAUAUCGGCUCAGCCCUACGGAGCUGACCGACAUGAAAAAACAAAUCGAGUAUCUCCUAGCCAAAGGACUCAUCCGGCCAUCCACUUCGCCGUACGGUGCCCCAGUACUCUUCACACCGAAACCGGACGGAAGCCUGCGCAUGUGCAUCGACUACCGAGCUCUUAACAAGCAGACCAUCAAGAAUAAAUAUCCGAUACCACGAAUCGAUGACCUGCUUGACCAGCUUCGGGGAGCUACGGUAUUUUCCAAACUAGAUCUGCGGUCCGGAUACUGGCAGAUACGCAUGGCGGACAACUCUAUCCACAAAACUGCUUUCCGAACUCGGUACGGAUCGUACGAGUAUUUGGUAAUGCCAUUCGGACUCACCAACGCACCGGCAACGUUCCAAGCCGAAAUGAACCACAUUCUACGACCACUUUUGGACGAGUGCGUGGUGGUGUACCUGGACGACAUACUCAUCUACUCGCGCGACAUGAAGCAGCACGUCGAACACCUGCGACGCGUCUUCGAAAGUCUUCGACGAGAACAAUUCUACGUCAAACUGUCCAAGAGCGAAUUUGCCCUUGAGAAGGUCCAGUUCCUAGGACACAUGGUGAGCGCUCAAGGAGUUCACGUCGACCCCAAGAAAAUCGAAGCCGUACGCACGUGGAAGACACCCGAGAACGUGAAGGAGUUGCAGCAGUUCCUAGGCUUCGCUAAUUACUACAACAGGUUCGUGUCACAGUAUGCGAAAAUCGCAGCACCACUCACGAAUCUGCUGAAGAAGAACACGCCCUACAAAUGGGAGCCGAAGCACCAGGAAGCCGUGGAGCAGCUAAAGCAAGCACUUACGUCCGCACCGGUACUCAUUUUGCCAGAUCCCGAAUGCGACUAUGUCAUCGAAGCUGACGCCAGUGACCAAGCAGUGGGAGCAGUCUUGAUGCAAGAUCAAGGGAAUGGACUGCAACCAAUCGCUUACCUAAGUAAGAAACUACACGGGGCAGAACUAAACUACCCGAUACACGACAAGGAGGCCCUGGCUAUCAUCAUCGCCUUCAAAGCGUGGAGAUGCUAUCUCGAAGGACGAAGAACAACCGUCUACACUGACCACUGCAGCUUGAAAUACUUGAAGACACAACCCAACCUUUCCAGGCGGCAGGUCCGGUGGAUCGACUUCCUCGAGACACACUUCCACUACGACAUCGUGUACAAGCACGGUCACAAGAACAAAGCAGACGCUCUCAGCCGGCCUGCACACGUUGCCGCUAUUCAGGUCGAAGGGAUGAAUCCACUACUCAAGGGACUCUUCAAACACGGGUAUGCCACCGACCCUGAAAUUCCCUUGGCAGAAAAGCGACAUCUGCUACAGUGGGACAGUGACAUCGCGUACCGGAAAGGAUCAACGAAAAUCUGGGUACCCAAUUACCCUCCUUUGCGCCAGUUACUACUCGAAGAAUACCACGAGGUCCUCUACGCCGGGCACUUCGGUAGCAACAAGACGUUGACCGGUAUCGCAAAGCACUACUACUGGCCCCACUUAGCAGAAGAUGUCCAGAAAUUCGUCACCUCGUGUGACACAUGUCAGCGGAUGAAGAGUACCAAGCAGAAAAAGGCGGGACUACUGCAGCCUCUUCCUGUCCCAGAACAACCAUGGCAAGUGAUUAGCCUGGACUUCAUCAACGGGCUACCACCUACAACCAGCGGUCAUGACGCAAUCCUCGUCGUCAUUGACAAGUUCUCCAAAAUGGGACACUUCAUCCCGACACACACGACAGCACGCACCGAAGAAACCGCACAACUCUUCGUUCGAUACAUCAUCUCACAGCAUGGCAUUCCAACCACACUCAUCUCCGACCGAGACCCUAAGUUUACCAGCAAGUUCUGGAAGGAACUUAUGUCUCUCCUCGGGACCAAACUCGCCAUGUCAUCUGCUUACCAUCCGCAGACAGACGGACAGACCGAGCGCCUCAACCAAAUUGUUGAGCAACUCCUCCGAGCAGCCUGCAAGGACGAGGUCUCCAAAUGGGACUUGCACCUGCCUGUACUAGAGUUUGCUUACAACAAUGCUACACAUGCCGCUACUGGACAGACGCCGUUCUUCCUCUGCUACGGACGCCACCCACUCACACCACAGAAACCGACAGCAUCAGCUAAAGUCCAACCAGCACAUGAUUUCAUCACAACCAUGCAUCAGCUUUGGGAUCGGACCCACAAGCGCCUACUCGACAUUCAACAGCAACAGAAGCGCCAAGCCGAUAGUCAUCGCAACGAUCACACCAUCACGGUGGGAGCCCAGGUGCUUCUUGACACCCGCAACCUGGACAUCAGCCAUCUCCCAUCUAAACUUCGACCUCGCUUCUGCGGGCCUUUUCUCGUUGAAGCACAGGUCACUCCUGUUACCUUCCGCUUACGCCUGCCAGCUACCUGGAAGAUUCACAACGCCUUCCACGUCCAACUUCUGAAGCCCUAUCGGGACCCGAACACGAUUUUCGUCGGACGCCAACCGCCGCCGCCACCGCCCGUCCUCGUCCAGAAUGAACCCGUGUACGAAGUCGAGUCCGUGCUCGCACACCGCCGUCGUCGGAAUGGCACCGUGGAGCUUCUCAUCCGUUGGAAGGGUUAUGAUCCUUCUGAGGACAGCUGGGUACCUGAGUCCGACAUGGGUAACGCACGUCGUCCUCUGCAUGACUACCUUGUCAAGCAGGGUGUUACUUCUACCACCCAGCUUUGAGGGGGGGAAGUGUGAGAGUACGACCCCGUU